AAAAUUGCUUCCGGGUCUGCCCUCACGAAGAAACCGUCGCAGCCACGUCGGGGCUGUUGACUGGACUCUGAGCUUGGCCGUCUCGACAUACUAGCUAGUAAUCUGUCCUAAGCCACCGGGCUCACACUUGUUAGCCUUCCCCGAGCUCCAUUCCUGAAACAUCCAUUUGAGAAUGGAAGAUCAACCGCGACCUGGCUUCAGUCGGGUUGGCCCUCACAGAACAUCUCACAAAGUCAAACGGGCGGAAAAGCUCAAGCCAAAGCCAUAUGAGAGACCCAACACAUCAACUCGUGGGCUUGGUUGGGCAAAUAGAAAGGCGGUCGGGGGCGGGAGCAAACUCCAGGCCAACAAUGGUCAUGAGCUGCGUCGUUCGACCAGUUUUGUAGACUCCAUUCGCGCUAUCGUUACAAAACCCCUUUCAUGGCUCACUGGGGCUGCAAAGUCAACUAUGAAUGGAGUCAAGUCGACGUCACGUACAAACCUCGGCUCUGAUCAUGGCGACACAAGUGUGCGCAAUGCUCUAAGUAUGAAUACCUCCUCUCAGGGGAAAGGGGGGCCAAAUGUCUCAAGAAUGAAGCUAGAUAUCAAAUCGAAGCGUAGGACAUCACCUAGCCAAGAUAACGGUUCGCUUGAUGAUGAGUUUAUGCGGUCACCCAAGAAACCACGUCGCACGAGCCCUACAUUGACGCCUCAUAUUAUGAACGGGGGGAUGCAGACACUACGGUCAUCCAUAUCAGCCCCCUUCCUCUCUUCCACUUUGUAUCCCUCUCAUUUUUCAAUGCCUCUCAUCCCGAUCCCUCCGUCACCAAACCCUGGCACACAAUCCUCCAGGACUUCGCCUGCACGCCCAUAUGUCAGGGCAGAUUCAGUCCACUCGAAUCAAGACGCAUCAUUCCCUAAACCAAGAUCCUCUUUGGCUGCCGAUGAUCAGCGAAUGCGCACUACGUCUCCUUAUCGAUCGACUCCUCUCGGGAGUCCGACUAGGCGCACAGUAGAUGGACUUGGGGGUUUUGCCAUACCCGCAUCUGAGAAAGAGGGCCCCAGAGGAAUUUCUAAGAAUAGAAGCUUCGUGAAUCCGGUUGAAGGUUCUGGGCAUGCAGUCUUCGGUGGUAUUAAUGGUGUGACGAAUUUCCCAAUGGGACCCUCUCGCAGCUUACUUCUGUCCCACGGGUUUCGGGGGCUCGGGCUGAUCCUUCGCCUGAGCGGGACGCCACUGAUAAGAUAUUUCAGGCUCUAGAAGAGGCUCUCCCGUGGUCCAGUGCUCGUAAGCUUCGAAGGGAUCAGCGGGCUGCCGUUCGUAUUCCCUCAUCAUCCGGUCCCAAGAUUUCCAGGAGAGCGAGUCGAAUGAUUCGCUCUUACGGGAGGGAUAGUAGCAAGGUGGAUG
This is a messenger RNA of Cantharellus anzutake, 1384 nucleotides long. RefSeq lists its product as uncharacterized. The coding region runs from base 173 to 1237 and encodes 354 amino acids. The record is from RefSeq and is a predicted model, not a curated record. NCBI's taxonomy places the organism in Eukaryota, Fungi, Basidiomycota, Agaricomycetes, Cantharellales, Hydnaceae. The transcript is spliced from 2 exons.